Messenger RNA from Aspergillus pseudonomiae, 1676 nucleotides. RefSeq lists its product as uncharacterized. NCBI's taxonomy places the organism in Eukaryota, Fungi, Ascomycota, Eurotiomycetes, Eurotiales, Aspergillaceae. The coding region runs from base 596 to 919 and encodes 107 amino acids. The record is from RefSeq and is a predicted model, not a curated record. The transcript has a single exon.
ACCUGGUGCAGCAGAACUGCAUUUUAUCGAGGCGGUAUGUAUAAGCUAAAUUCUUAAGAGCGUGCUAAGUACAUGGGACGAGGGGAUGCAACCCCACGCAAUCAUCGCUCCUGUGCUGUAUUGCACUAAAAAUAUAUGUAGGUACUGUAGUAUAUAACCUCACGGCCCUCACCGUCUAUUUCAGAUGCACGUUCUCGAUGACGGCCCCGUGGUGAUAAGGCUUUGGUUUAUAAUCUGGAGUCCGAACACGAUCUAAAGGUGAAGAGGCGGUAAGCUUGGGAUAGGGCCAAAAGAACAGAGCCAGAACUGUUGGGCGCUCCGUGACAACCCGAGGCUAUCCAUGACUAGGUUUAGUCGGCAUUCGUACUUUUGAUACGGAACAUACCUUUCUAAUUAUAUCGCUGUCAUGACUGGUUCAACAAUGCGUGUUGAGAGAUUAAUCUUGCGAGGAUGUCACUUAACUACAUCUGUUUGCUUACUGUUACUUCCUUCCCCUCUUUUCAAGACAAUGGCUUUCAAGGAUACAUGACACUCAUGCAGCGAGCUCCACCAUGAUCUUUGACAGUUCCGUCCCGAGCCACAGGGGAGGCGCGAUAUGCAUAAACACUACCAUGGGUGCCGGGUGAAGCAGGAUGAAACAAUGCAUGACCCGAUAACCCCAACCGAAUAUCUAUAUCCCGAGCACGUGAGACAUCAAUGGCACCAUCAUAAGUCGAUCAUAUUAAGUAUUUGUUUGUUUGUUUGUUUAUGCUGCCUUGACAUCGGUCCGAUCCAUGUGAAUCUCUCAUAUUGCGCCUACCAGACGCCUAUUAUCCUGGUAGGGCUCGGGAAUCAAGACCCGUCCCGCUACACAGACAGGGAUGGGCUGCAUCUGCUGUUACAUCCAGCCACCGAAAACAUUCCGGAAAGCAUCCCGUGACUGCUGUGGUGGUGACAAGCCUCAGUCAAGAAUGGUUGGAAUAAACGAGAAUUCUGCUAUCUGAUUGUGUCAGUCCAAUGGAAUGCGCAUGGGUUCUGUUGGUCAGGGGCGGGAAAUGGCAUGACAUAAGUAGAUGCGGUCGGCUUGAGGGGUACGUAUUCUCCCGUCAGAUGGACAUCAAGUUGAGUAGCUUUGGCUUUAGGAACUCUUGUGUAUGGCCAUGGCGACCUUGCCUAAUUUCGCAUAAUCUUCCCCAGUAUCUUAGUGGAGGCAUUUGAAAUUAGUAUCCAUCUUAGUUCCGACGUAGAUACCGAUGAUAUGGUCGACUAGAGUAUUAGAGGCGGGAGAAUGAGGUUGACCGAAGGCCAAAGAUUUGAGAAAAAUGUGUCGUGUUUCAUAUCUCUAAACAGCUUGAUCGAUCCUAGUUUGUAUGAGCGGACGGUCGUCUUGUCAGACUAGGCAAGUCUCGCCUACGACUAUCGACUAGAGAUGAGCUCCCCCAACGAGAUAGAUUAAUCGUGUAUAAAAAUAGAGAGGCUCCUACUUGGAUCUACUGUAUUAUGCUUAUCCGGCUGGGCAUAUCAUUUUCCACGUAAAUUAGCUCUACGGCAUGAAAGCUGACGAAACUUCCCGGGGAAAAGGAAAAAGCAAAGAAGCAGUGAGACACGCAUUGGCCAAUGGUGUAUGACAAUACUACAGAGUCGAGAGUGGCUGUAUAACAUAUGUAUUAUUAGGUGGACAGAGUGAAACGGUAUCC